AUGGCUGCCCCCGCUCCUCCUGCGCCUGCGGAUCACAAGUUAGGCGUUCCCAAACUCGACGAACCGCAGCUCCAGGCUGGCGGAGGCACAGCUUCUGCCACGUCCCAAGCCCGCACUGUCAAACACCUCUCCGAUAUCUUUGCUAGAUGCCUCAAAGCCGAGUACGAAAGUCUGAACAAACGCUAUAAUUUCGGCACAAAGGAAGGAAUUGCGGCAUGGCUCGCUGAGGAACAGCAGGGCCCAGCACAGGAUGUGGACUUGUUGAAGGAUGGGUCCUUGUCUGCUUUUGUUGGUUACUAUAUGUCCGGGUCUGCGAAUGUUAUGAAACCGCCUCCGCCGCUGGACGACUCGUAUCCUAUUUCCAAUUACUUCAUAUCGUCAAGUCACAACACGUACCUUACCGGAAACCAACUGUCCAGUGAAUCGAGCGUAGAUGCGUACAAGAACGUCCUCCUCCGGGGAUGCCGUUGUGUCGAAAUCGACGUCUGGGAUGGUGAACCCCCUUCCAGUUCCAGCUCGGAAGAUGAAGAUGAGUCGGUAGCGGCCAAGCCCAAGAAAGAGAAGAAAGAGAAGAAAGAGCUAGGAUUCCGUAAGCGGCUAGAGCUGCGCUUCGGACGGAAAGGUUCACCUCCGCCUGAGGAGAAAUCGCCGCCGAAGAAUCCCUCUCUGCCUGACGGCAAUGGUUCAGCAAGAGAGACCCCCUCGCGCUCGAAUAGUUCUACCAACCGUGCGGAGCCCAGAGUACUCCAUGGAUAUACUUUGACCAAGGACACCACUUUCAGAGCAGUUUGCGCCACUAUCCGCGAUUAUGCGUUUGUCUCCUCCGAUCUCCCUUUGAUAGUCAGUCUGGAGGUGCACACCAGUCCCGAGCAGCAAGAAAUCAUGGUCGAAAUCAUGACCGAAUACUGGAAAGGCAUGCUCGUAGACCUACCACUAGACCCCUCUCAAUCCUCUGAGGAACUUGAACUCCCCCUCCUCAAAGACCUCAAGAGGAAGAUCCUCAUCAAAGUCAAGCGUGCAGCAAAGCACCCCGCGGAUUCCGACGCCCGUCCAACGACUUUGCAGGCACCCGCAGAGGAACCUAGGAGGAGUAAUAGCGCUACUUCGACUUUGACGAGUUCUUCUGAUGACCUUCCGGAUGCGGCGAAGAAGCCACCUGCACCGAAGGCCAAGAUAACAGAGGCUCUGGCGAAGCUGGGAAUAUAUACUGGCGGAUAUACCUUCAAGAGCCUCGAACAACCAGGCAUGUCUAAGAUUCCUACACACGUCUUCUCACUCUCCGAGAAAGCUCUGAUGGAGGUUCAUGAGACCCAGCAGGCAGCACUAUUCAAGCACAACAAGCACUUCUUCAUGCGCGCAUAUCCAAAGGGACUUCGCCUGAACUCUUCGAAUCUGAACCCUUCAGUAUUCUGGAGAGCAGGAGUCCAGAUCGUUGCACUCAAUUGGCAACGUUGGGAUGGCGGCAUGAUGCAAAACGAAGCCAUGUUUGCGGGCACCGCCGGCUGGGUGCUCAAGCCGGAAGGAUAUCGCAGCACGAGCAACGAAGCGACACAAAAGACGGCUAUCCCACACCACAACCUGGACCUAAGCAUAGAAUUCAUCGCUGGUCAAGACAUCCCGUUGCCAGAAGAAGAAGAUGAUAAGAGUUUCCAUCCUUACGUGAAGGUCGAGUUGCACGUUGAGAAGCACGAGGAGAGAGAAGGCGAGCCGGUUCCCGGAGGCGGGAAAAAAAAGGGUGGAGAGUACAAACUGAAGACGAAGACGCAGCACUCGCAGAACCCCGAUUUGGGACGGGAAAUUAUCAAGUUUGAGGGCGUCAGAGGUGUCACUGAGGAGUUGACCUUUGUCAGGUACGUUACAUAUCUUUUCCGCAUUUCAGUGUUCCGUGAUUGUUUCCGGAAGCAUGUUGGUCUGCAAUCACCCCUUCUUUCUUCCUUCCGGGUAGGGUUGAGAGAAAAUUUGAUCUCUCGCUUCUAUGUUCCUUUCUCAGAGUCGUGCGUCUGCGAGCUGGGAUGGUUUCCAUAG
This is a messenger RNA of Westerdykella ornata, 2025 nucleotides long. RefSeq names its product PLC-like phosphodiesterase. Bases 1 to 2025 code for a protein of 674 amino acids. The record is from RefSeq and is a predicted model, not a curated record. Gene Ontology annotation, molecular function: phosphatidylinositol-4,5-bisphosphate phospholipase C activity. The transcript is spliced from 4 exons. Gene Ontology annotation, biological process: lipid metabolic process; phosphatidylinositol-mediated signaling. NCBI's taxonomy places the organism in Eukaryota, Fungi, Ascomycota, Dothideomycetes, Pleosporales, Sporormiaceae.